AUGGGCUCUUCCUCCUUGUUCGGCAAUGUGACUGAACACACGGGAAGCUGGGUGCCAGAGCCCACGACGCGGGGAACCUUCAGCUUGGUCUCGAGCUGUGUCAUUACGCUUUCGCUGUGUGUCUGGAGCUGCGUCCACCUCAAUUUGCCCGAGCAUAACGGCGAAAGAAAGCAUAUAUGGCGGAAGAUCGGCUGGGUAGUCGUCGGCUCGCUGGUACCGGAGAUAGUAGUUUUCACGGCGUGGUAUCAAAGACACGAGGCGAAGAAGAUGCUUUAUUUUAUGAUGGACCAGUGCGGCCAGGACCAUCCCGAGUUGUUCUUCCAUCGCCUCGACAGGUGGCGCAAGAGAUUCUCGAGCAACUAUAGGAAUAAAGCAACAGCUUCUUCUGACGAGCCCCCAUCUGAAAAUUCCCAUGAAAAGAAAUCUACUCAUCCAGCUUCGAAGACAACUUGGACACUGACACACGGGUUUUACGCUAUUAUGGGUGGCUUCGCCAUUGACGGCUCAACGGCGGAAAUACCAUUCAUUCCGGAAGGGCGCGACAAGCUGAUACUCACGAAGAGAGGGAUUAUGAUUUCCCUAACACUCGGGUACAUCGACGAAUUCAGCAAUAUCUCUGUUGGGAAUAUUCGAGACAAAGGGAAGUCUAGCUCUGUUGCAAAAUGCCUUAUCGCGAUGCAGACACUGUGGUUCUGUACCCAGCUAGUCGGACGUUUAGCUCAGUCUUUGCCCAUCAGUCUUCUUGAACUGAACACAUUCGCACAUGGAAUUUGCACUCUAUUCGCUAUAUAUUUCUGGUGGGAGAAACCUCAGGACAUUGAACAGCCCACGCUUCUGUCGCUGAAUCGGAUACAACCAUUAUGUGCCUUUCUAUGGAUGCAUAGCAACGUUAGCCGAGAACAGCAUAGUCAUACUGUGGAGGCUCUGAGAUGGAGAGCACCGGUACAUACUGGUAUUGAUGACUGUUUAGAGCAACCAGGAAGAAAGUCAUGGGCCAUUCGUUCAAGCUUGGCUUCGGAAGUCAAUUCUGAUUCGUCAGAUUCCAUAGGCAACUUAAGCUUAAUUGCAGGACAGUAUGCGUCAGAAGACAUAUCGAGAAAGCAAAUUGUCCCUCACACAGGCACCGAACCUUCUUCUCCGCUUUUAAGGCAACAAAGUUCCGAUAUUCCUUCAAACUUACCCAGAGAGUCGCAGAGCCCAUCAACCCCACCUGGUAUUGUGCUGAUCAAAAGAGGAAACCGAGUCCCCGGUACCGUCUUUUUUCUAGCAAACAGCUCAUCAGAACCCGAAUCAGUCCUUGUGGAUCAAAUCCAAGUGAACAGAUUGACCUUGGCCUCGAAAGUGUUGGUACUACAUCCCAGCUUCUUCGCGGAAGCCGCCAAGACCGGAUCAUUAUCCAAUUCAGGCUCCAACGCAAACUAUCUAGCCCCGCGAGCUGCAGAGAUCACUUCAACAACCUACUCUGCUGGAAUACCGGUCAUAUUCACAACAGCCAUGGUCUAUGGCGGACUCCAUUGCCUUGCAUGGAACUCUCAGAGCUUUGCCUCCAGCACUGAACGACUGUUAUGGAGGAUAUCAUGUGUAGUCCUAAUGGCACCGAUCCCUCUAGGCACAGUUGUCUUAGCUACAUGUGCAAUCCCCCAAAUUUUGCUGCGAGUAGUGGUCGGGUUUCUACCAAGCCUUGCUUCGUAUCUGAAGAAAGCCUUCAAAGAUGACGGGAUUCUAACAUAUCUUGGAAUGGGGGCUUUGAUUCUACUUCUCUGCAGUUUUCUGAUAUUUGCUUCCUUAACGCUUAUAUUUGGAAGAGCUUAUUUGUUGAUCGAAUGCUUUAUUAAUGUUGGAUACCUGAAUAGCAGAGUUUUCAUCCUUCCCUCUUGGACGAACUAUCUGCCGCAUAUUGGCUAA
Mollisia scopiformis is the source of this 1905-nucleotide messenger RNA. RefSeq lists its product as uncharacterized. NCBI's taxonomy places the organism in Eukaryota, Fungi, Ascomycota, Leotiomycetes, Helotiales, Mollisiaceae. Bases 1 to 1905 code for a protein of 634 amino acids. The transcript has 2 exons. The record is from RefSeq and is a predicted model, not a curated record.